Penicillium paradoxum is the source of this 1377-nucleotide messenger RNA. RefSeq lists its product as uncharacterized. Bases 1 to 1377 code for a protein of 458 amino acids. The transcript has a single exon. Lineage: Eukaryota; Fungi; Ascomycota; Eurotiomycetes; Eurotiales; Aspergillaceae. The record is from RefSeq and is a predicted model, not a curated record.
AUGAAGCUCAUUUCAAAUUCACCCAUGCGCCAGAACGGGACCAAAGUCCGCCACCAGCUUGCUGUUUCUCGCAGAUCAAGGUCCCUGUCUCCCCCAAAGCUACCGCAGCCACUGCCUCAGCCUUCAACAGGGGCGCCUCUUUGGAUUUCCCAAGAUACGAUGAGCUCGUCCAAUGACCUAGUACCACCAUCUGGCCUCCAUCGUCUACCACACCCACCGACGAUGCCGUGUCCUGUUCCUCCGCUACCAGCUGCAUGGAUAGGUAAAGAGGAGAUGAAGGUAUGGCUGAAUGCCAAAAUGGAGGAGGAUCGACGCAAGCAGGAAGAAGAGAGAUCAUACCAGGCGAACGUUCUACUGGAACAACGACGCAUCGAACAGGCAGUAAUCGCCGAUACCCUGCGCGCUGGUGUCCCACCAACUCUGAUUCCACUCAUAUUUCACGGUAUCUACACCACUGGUGCCAAUUUGAAAUUGGCUGCCGAGUUACAGAGGCAGUGGUCUACACCAGCUAGACCUGUCCCGGCGCCUCAACACAGCUGUGCCGUCCCUGCACAGCAUGUAAAUAUUCCACAUCCAACUCAACCGUCUCAAAGUACUCCUCUACAACCCCCACAACAGCCCCAUCAAGUACUAUCUAGUGAGUCAUGGCCCAUGGCGACAUCGUAUCUACCGGGAAUGUCCCAACACCCGUCGACGGCAGCCAAAUCCAAGCUACACCGAUCACGAUCACGGUCUGACCGACAGAAGCUGGAGCGCGAGCUGAAGCCCCCAAUGACACAAUCAGCUAACCAGGAUUCCCUCAAUCCAGGCUUCAACCCGGAGCCUUUUCCUGCCAGAAGCGGUCCUACCCAAACGCCUCCGACUCUAACUGGUGAAGCGACUAUCUGGACGUCGGGAAUACCCUCGCAGUCUCCUCUUGAAUAUCAUCACUGGUCUCCCCCAGAAUUAGAUCGGCCACAAUCCCGACUACAAUCACCACCGCCACUACUGACAUUCAACCAUGCCGCCUCGAAUGCUCCUCAACUUCGCGCAGAGCAAAUGAACCCCCCUAGUUCAAAGCGAAAAGAUGAAAGGCCACACGAGAAAGUGCCUCCACCCCGAUCCCGUCGCAAUGAGUCAGUCUCCAGUCGUCGGAAUUCAUAUGGUGAAUCGCAACCCGAACCAAAUCAACAAAGUGAUAUCUCCAGCCCCAACGAUUCCCGUGCUUAUGAGGCUGAUUGUUCCGAGCAGCCGUCAGAUUCUACCCGGGCUUCGGUAGAGAGGCCCAGUUUGACCCCAUCCCAAGGGAUCCGAAAGCGAAAAAAUCGAUUCCAGAGCUCGGCUAAUUCUGUCGAUGCUCCAGAACCCGCGCAAGAUGCGGUUGACAACACCAAGUGA